AUGGUCUAUCUCCCUGCAACACGACACCUCAACGGCGUCCGCCUCCUCGCUCUAGACGGAGGCGGUGUCCGAGGCGUGGCCUCUCUCAUCGUCCUAAAGGAAAUUAUGAAAAGAGUCCAAGCUCGAAAGGGUCUCAAGGAGGAAUGCCGCCCAGCAGAUUACUUUGAGCUCGGUGCCGGCACGAGCACUGGCGGCAUCAUCGGCAUCAUGCUCUUCCGGCUUCGCAUGACGGCUUCACAAGCCAUUACAGAGUACGACGACAUUUCCAAGGAGGUGUUCAGCCCCAAAAUCUAUGGCUGGAACAUCACGCGCGUGAUGCCCAACAAGGUCGCUUCCUGGAUCAACAACAGCAAAACGCUGGUGCAAAGCAGCCGAUUCGACGAUACAUCGUUGAAAAAGGCCAUCAACAAGGUUGUUGCCAAAUACGGCUUGGACGAGGAGGACAGGCGAUUGGGGGGCGACGCACCAUUGCUGCAUCCCAAAGCAGGCAGAAUGAUCGUCUGCACAACGGCUCAGAACAGAGCUGAAACAGUGCUGCUCAGAUCUUACAAGGACAACACAAUCCAUGUAAAAUCCAAAGUCAACGACACCAUGAAAGAGCACUCAGACAAAAUCACCAUCAGUCUAGCCACGCGGGCCACUUCUGCCGCACCCACUUAUUUCCCCGAAGUCAAGUGGCCAGAGAACGACCCCAAGUUGACAUUCUGGGAUGGCGGCCUACUCAACAACAACCCCAUUGACCAGCUGUGGUACUCAAGAUAUGAGCUCGUCCAGCCAAAUGAGCCUGCACCUCCAGUUUCCUGCGUCAUCAGCCUGGGCACCGGCUAUGUCAAGCCCGACUCGCCAUCAGAGUCAUGGUUCCAGCUCGCGGGAGUGGCAUCUUCCGUCAUGGGCUUUGCUACAAACACAAAUGCCAAGGGCAAGGAUUUUUCACGGCACAUGACGACAUUGAACAACCGUCCUGAGCAUGCAAAGACCAGAUAUGUCAGAUUUAACCCGUCGCUGGGCACCAGUGAGAUUGGGCUGGCAGAUUACACCAAGAUGGACGAACUGAAGACAUUGGCGACCAAGUAUAUCGAGGACAAGGCCAACCAGCUGUGGAUUGACAAGGCUGUCCUCGCAUUGUGCGAUGAGUAA
Messenger RNA from Trichoderma asperellum CBS 433.97, 1137 nucleotides. RefSeq lists its product as uncharacterized. Gene Ontology annotation, biological process: arachidonate metabolic process. NCBI's taxonomy places the organism in Eukaryota, Fungi, Ascomycota, Sordariomycetes, Hypocreales, Hypocreaceae. Gene Ontology annotation, cellular component: membrane. The record is from RefSeq and is a predicted model, not a curated record.